Molecule: messenger RNA, 881 nt
Organism: Tetranychus urticae (two-spotted spider mite)
Lineage: Eukaryota; Metazoa; Arthropoda; Arachnida; Trombidiformes; Tetranychidae
Gene: Arpc3A
Product: Actin-related protein 2/3 complex, subunit 3A
Biological process (GO): regulation of actin filament polymerization; Arp2/3 complex-mediated actin nucleation
Cellular component (GO): Arp2/3 protein complex; cytoskeleton
Source: RefSeq, a predicted model, not a curated record
UUUGGAAAUGCUAUCUCAUAUGCUAGUGUUGCUGAAGCUGACAGUUCAUCUGGAAUUCAAUUCAAUUUGUCCCUCGUUUGUACAGUUUUUAAUCAUUAUUUUAUGAUAAGUUCAAUUUUAGUGUCCGUUCAUUCACACCUUUACUUGUUUUGUUGUUUAUCUAACAUAAAAUUUGGACAUUGUCAUAAUGCCUGGUUAUCAUUCUAAGUUAGUUAGUCCAGCUCGGAAGAUUGGUAAUAUUGCCUUUCUCACCUUUAAGACCAAAGUUCGUGGACCUAUUACCACAUUGAAUCCGGAAGAUUUGGUUGAUAAUGAGAUGGACAUUAUUGAUGAAGCUUUGCUCUAUUUCAAGGCAAACGUUUUCUUCAAGCAAUUUGAAAUUCAAAGUGAUUCCGAUCGAGUUCUUAUAUACUUAACUCUCUUCAUAACAGAGUGUUUGAAAAAAUUGCAAAAGUGUACUAGCAAAGAUCAAGCUUUACAAGAAGUUUAUUCCUUAGCUGUUUCUAAGUUUGACAUUCCUGGCGAUGCCGCUUUUCCAUUGAAUUCUGUUUAUUCAAGACCAUCAACACUUGAAGAAGCUAAUACAAUGAGAGGUUAUCUAAAUCAAAUAAGACAGGAAACUGGUCAAAGGCUGGUAGAAAGAGUUUUCGAUAAAGAAACUAAUAAACCUUCCAAAUGGUGGAUCUGUUUUGCGAAAAGAAAGUUCAUGGACAUCAGCCUUUCGGGAAGAGGCCAAUAAUUUUUUUAUAUCGAAUCAUCUUAGUCUGUUUACCGUUGUUUCGGUUGUUUUUUUCUAAAACCGCUCAAAAUGUUUUUCGCAAUAAGAAAAACCAAUUUUCAAAUUUAUCUUAAAUAUUAAAAUGAUGAUAUAACACGAAAAA